GUACCGGAAGUACCCCAAGUGGCAUAGCUGCUAUUUUGGCGCACUAUUUAGGACGGUAAUUUGCGGUUUCGGACCGAGCCCAGCCCAGGAGCGGCUGUCAGGAACCAGUUCUGGGUGUGAACUUCAUGCUACAAGAACUUCCCUUUCCAACCUUCCCGACGCGCCUCUGAAAACAUUUCGGCUUCCGUAGCUGAAGUAGCUCAUAGUGUAGACUUUUUCCUUCAUUUCAAUUAUUUAAUAUUUUAUUAAUUUUUCUUUGGCGUUUUUUUCAGGCGAAACUAAGUUCCGACGCGAAGCGACCGAAAAAACAGAGCGUUAAAGAGAAAUGUCAUGGAGUUUUAAUUAACUGUCAAGACGAAUAGAAAACCUGUUAGCUUCCCUGUUAGCUCCUAGGCUACUAUGUCUUUACUUAAUGCUAAUUGUAUAGGGCUGUGAAUGUUAAUGCUAAUGUUAAUGAACAGUUUCUAUGUAAUUUAAAGUGCUGAGUGAAUGAUAAGAAGUAAGGAAGCAUGUCCGUGUGGCUGUUUUAAACAUUUAUUAGCUACAUUUGUUAACAUUUGGAAGCAUAACGCUAGCCGAUAGCUCGAAGUAGGAAAUACGGUAAUAGUGUCCACGUAUUGGACCUCAAAUAACUGUUUCUUGACUGCAGCCUGUGUGUUUAUACUCAAGGAUUUUUUUGAGGAAAAAAACGAUUUAACGCACAAGUUAGCACUUAUUUUAUCAUAUUAGGAGUGAUAUUUGGUUUGGAUCGGAACACAGUGGACAUGUCAGAAGGGUUUGUGAGUUGAGGGAUUAUCAGAAAACACAAAACAAAACAAGCAUGUCCUCCAUUCAUGCCCGGGUCUGAUGAUCAUGAUCAGGAAGAUUACGCUGAUGUUCGCUGAUCUUACACACUCUGUGCGGUUGUAAAUAAGUGUGCUUCAUAUAGAUGGUUGUACACCGGAAGAGAACUGUGUCCAAAUCUGUGCGUUUGCGAGAAUACACUGAAUUUCAGCAGCAACAUGUCCGGAGACAGCAGCGGCAGCAGUGGCGAGGAUUCAGACAGAGAGAGCCGCAAGAAAACCUGUACGGUUAAACAUGAGAUCACUAACGCGAAUCUCACAGGACACACUGAGAAAGUUGGCAUGGAGAACUUUGAACUUCUCAAAGUGCUCGGCACUGGAGCCUAUGGAAAAGUGUUCCUGGUCCGGAAGAUCAGUGGCCAUGAUGAAGGCAAACUUUACGCCAUGAAGGUUCUGAAGAAGGCAGCGAUCGUUCAGAAGGCGAAGACGGCAGAGCACACACGGACAGAGAGGCAGGUUCUUGAACACAUUCGCCAGUCGCCUUUCUUGGUCACGCUGCACUACGCCUUUCAGACCCAGACCAAACUCCACCUUAUCCUGGAUUAUGUGAGCGGAGGAGAGAUGUUCACUCACCUGUACCAGCGUGAUCACUUCGCUGAGGAUGAGGUGCGAAUCUACGUGGGAGAGAUUGUGCUUGCACUGGAGCACUUGCACAAGCUUGGCAUCGUGUAUCGGGACAUUAAGCUGGAGAACAUUCUGCUGGACAGUGAUGGUCAUGUGGUGCUCACUGAUUUUGGCCUGAGCAAGGAGUUUUUGGAGGAGGAGAAAGAGAGGACCUACUCAUUCUGCGGUACCAUUGAGUACAUGGCCCCAGAAAUCAUCAGAGGAAAGGCUGGCCACGGCAAGUCAGUAGACUGGUGGAGUUUGGGGAUUCUCAUGUUCGAGUUGUUGACUGGUGCGUCUCCUUUCACCUUGGAGGGCGAGAGGAACUCCCAGAGUGAGGUGUCCAAGCGUAUCCUACGCUGUGAGCCUCCUUUCCCCUCUAUAAUUGGGCCAGUGGCUCAGGACUUGAUCAGGAAGCUUCUUGUAAAAGACCCACAUAAGAGGCUGGGUUCUGGGCCCAGAGGAGCCGAGGACAUUAAGAGUCAUCCUUUUUUCAAGGGUUUGAAUUGGACAGAUUUGGCAGCAAAGAAGGUUGCAAGCCCGUUCAAGCCAGAGCUGCGUAAUGAGCUGGAUGUGGGGAAUUUUGCUGAGGAGUUCACAGGCAUGGAUCCGGUCUACUCCCCUGCUAGCACACCUCCCAGCACUGACCGUCUCUUCCAGGGCUACUCGUUCGUAGCUCCAUCCAUCUUGUUCAACAAGAAUGCAGUGAUGGGAGAUUUCCUGGACGCUCCAGUGAGCGUGGAUCGGCCUGGCUCUGCUACGGUUCAGCGCAGCGCCAUGUUAAAGGAGUCCCAGUUUUUCCUGCAUUAUGAGCUGUGUCUUCAGGGGCCACCUCUGGGCGAGGGCAGUUUCUCUGUCUGCAGGAGGUGCAGGCACAAGCAGAGUGGCCAGGAGUAUGCCGUUAAAAUCGUCAGCCGCAGGAUGGAGUCCAUGACUCAGAGGGAGAUCGCAGCACUUAGACAGUGUCAAUCUCAUCCGAACAUAGUUACCCUCCAUGAGGUCUACACUGAUCAGUAUCACACAUAUAUGGUAAUGGAGCUGCUGCGUGGGGGCGAACUGCUGGAGAGACUGAAGAAAAAGAAGCUGUUUGCUGAAGGGGAGGCCAGUCAACUGAUGAAGAGCCUGGUGUCAGCCGUCAGCUUCAUGCAUGAGGCCGGAGUCGUGCACCGAGACCUCAAGCCAGAGAAUGUACUUUUUGGCGAUGAGGCUGAGGACUCGUUGCUGAAAGUGAUUGAUUUUGGGUUUGCGCGCUUGUUUCCAGCCGGCAGCGCUCCUCUGCAAACGCCAUGCUUCACGCUGCAGUAUGCUGCGCCCGAACUUUUUCACAACUCCGGAUAUGACAAGGCGUGCGACCUCUGGAGCCUUGGAGUCAUCCUGUACACAAUGCUCUCUGGACAAGUCCCGUUCCAGAGUGAGAAGAAAGGAAUGACCUCAUCACAUGCUGCCGACAUCAUGCACAAGAUUAAAGAAGGAGACUUCUCAUUGGAUGGUGAUGCUUGGAAAGGCGUGUCUGAGGAGGCCAAAGAUCUAGUCAGAGGUUUGUUAACAGUGGACCCUGAGCGGCGACUCAAACUUUCAGAUCUGAAGGAGAACGCUUGGCUGCAGGGCGGAGGCGUGUCUUCUACUCCUCUCUGCACCCCUGAUGUCCUGGAGUCCAGCGGCCCCACCGUCCGCACCUACGUCAAUGCCACUUACAAGGCGUUUAACAGAGGCAAGCGAGAGGGUUUCUUCCUGAAGAGUGUGGACAACGCACCGCUGGCCAAACGCCGCAAGCUGAAGAUGACCAGCACAGGCGUGGAGACGCGCCGCAGCUCUUCAUCCUCAUCUUCCUCAUCUUCCUCCUCAGCUUCUCACGCUAAGACCCAGAUCCCGGACGACGACCCGAAACUGUGACCCUUACCGAUGAUCCAUCACCUCAGCUUUGACGCCAUCAAAGGCUACAUUGACAUCUAAAUUUGGGAAGAGAGGUCAAUGAAGAAAAGCAUUAACUGAAUGAAUUAGAAUUAGAGAGACUGAAAUGAGAGAUGAAGCAGGACAGGUGUGAAGCUUAGAGUCGAGACUGAUCACUGGACAGUCAUUUAACUGAACGUGACAGCUUGAAAACGCAUCGUGUAUGAAUCUAUAAGGGGCCAUCAGCGGCAGGAUCAAGCGGCGGAUUAUUGAAGCCAGUUAAAGGCUAAGUGACUCAUGGAGAGUCCUUACUUUUAGUGGACUCUGACAUCUGAUGUUUUAAUACGACAUGAGCUUUUUGAAUUGAUUGAAUGUACACACAUGAAAUAUUACCUUGUGCAGUGGCGUACAAGGCCUUUUUAGCAAGUAGAGUUUUAGCAAGAAAUGUUAUUUUUCAAAGGGGAAAUGGAGAUAUAACAAGGCUAGGAUGCCAGGACAGAAAAGCCAUAUGGGAUAGAAGGGAAUGAUUUUAGAAUUAUUAUAUUUAAAAAAGAAAUCCAUAUUUGUCACUGUACAGAUCCACAUCUACAGAGAACAGCUUUAUAUGAAUCAUAUACUGUAUACAUUAGGAUGAAUAGUGAAUGUCACUGUACGAGAACGUGCUAAAUGGCAAUAUAUGCAUGACGUUAUUUAUUUUUAAAAAGCUGAAUCACAUGAUCUAAAAGAUAAGCAACUUGAAAGUUUCACCAACUCUUUAAAAAUCUUUAGUUCUGAACCUCAGAUGCUUAAUCGCUUGAUUGGUGCUACUUCAUGUAGGAGGAUGACGAUGAUUUGAACAUUAGGAUGUGGCUGUGCCGUUAAAGCUGCAAUAGGUAGGAAAACUUGAACAAUACUUUUGCUUCCAGAGGCUGUUUUUUUUUUUUUUUUAAUUGACAGUGACCUUAUUGUGCUUGAUUUGUGUAUCGUCUGUAGUAUUUGUUACACCUUCGUAGCAUUUUUACCAGUCUCUUUAAUGAAAAGGGAGCAGUUCGUUUUGGGAUUCUUUUAGAUUUGAAAACUCCUACUUAUUGCACCUUUAUGGCCCUUGUCUUAGUUUUUCGCAUCUUGUAGUACUGAUUUGUGUGUGAACUUGCAUGCCAACUCUAUAGAAUCCUCAAAACAGUGGAUAUUUUCUUCCCCUCCUUUAACACACUGUACUUGAACAAAAAAAAUCCACCACCUCUUCUUUGCAAAAAUCUGGCUCCUCUGCCUUCCUUCGAAUUUUUUUAAAGGGCUUCAGCACACUUGCGUCUGAAGUGUGUGUUAUCUAGCACUGUGAGAGACAGAGAGCGUCAAGAAGCGAAGCUGUCUUUCACUCUUCAUUUUUUCCACCCCCAAGUCCUCGCUUUUCAGGAGCUGCUGGAAAGUCAAGACAAGUCUCGGUUUCUCUGGAGUCUGGUGAUCUCUUAACAGUGACUGGAGAGAUACAGACUGAGAGACUCGAAUGGACAGAUUGAAUAAUAGUGUAAGGAAAGGGCAUGAAGUCACCGUGAACACUCAUUAACCAUUCAUGAGGUUGGGAUGUGAUACCGCUGUCUGUACCAUGUUGUCCUGAAAUGCAGCAUUCUUCUCAUAUUCAAUGCCAAAAAUAAUCCUGCAGGAAGGACACAUUCGUAAUCGUCAUGAUGUGAUGACAACUUUGUCAAACGCACUUGGCUUUGAAGGGCCCAAAUCGGCGUAGAAAGCACUAGCGCUCUGCCGUGUUCGGUUUUCAUUUUGCCUCCAUGUUGCAUACGGAAAAUAAUGUGAACAAAACAUGGCUCAAGUUUUAAUUGCUCUUCUGACGGAUUUGAUCUUCUGAUUUUCAGUGUUUUAAAUGUGAUGAUGCCAAACAAGUUUCAGUCCGCCGCAUUUAAGGACACUUUUCAAAAUCCUGACUGAUGAGCACACUGAUAACACACUUUAACAUGUUCAUUUUUUUAAAUUUGAUUAAAUCAUUCUACGUUUCUACUUUGAUGACGUCGCACAAGUUGAGGUUGAAAUUGAUGACGUGUUUCCAGCUAUAAAAGAAACAGCGGCUCACAUCUUUGAUAUUUAUUACGUUUUAUUCUGCUGUGUUAUUUUGAGUAAUGGCUAUGGCUUCCUGCUUGCUUUAUUUGGGAUCUGUGUGAUUUUGUGCGUCUAUUUUUAGUGAUGUACUUUUUUGCCGUAAGGAACAUCCUAUUCUUUGCUCCUACAAGUCCUGCACACUGCACUAAAAACAAAAUAGUAUUUGUGGAAAUUAUGGAAAUAUUCAUGGCUUAGAUCACAAAGCGUUUAUUUGUUGUAAUGAUGAUUUUAUUGUCUUCAGUUUCUCUUGUUGGUGUUUCGAGUCCUUUUUAUGUAUCUAAUGUUUUUAGUUCUGAAUUGCAUGUUUUACUAUUUUACAUUUUUAUAUAACAAUUGGUGUUCUGUCUUCUGAUACUAAAGUUGUUUUUAUAAGAAAAGAGCAUUAUGAAACUGAAAUCAAAUGCACUGUUUGAAGGCAACAUGAGAUAACCCCCCAUUGAAAACACUGUUAAAUCUUUAACAUAAAAUAUAAAUCACUUCACUAUUCUUAAA
Messenger RNA from Pangasianodon hypophthalmus (striped catfish), 5915 nucleotides. RefSeq names its product ribosomal protein S6 kinase, polypeptide 4 (gene rps6ka4). The coding region runs from base 1002 to 3338 and encodes 778 amino acids. The record is from RefSeq and is a predicted model, not a curated record. NCBI's taxonomy places the organism in Eukaryota, Metazoa, Chordata, Actinopteri, Siluriformes, Pangasiidae. The transcript has 18 exons. Gene Ontology annotation, molecular function: magnesium ion binding; protein serine/threonine kinase activity; ATP binding. Gene Ontology annotation, biological process: intracellular signal transduction; protein phosphorylation; regulation of DNA-templated transcription.